UCGGUGCUGGCACAAGAUCGCGUGCCGCCAACACACCUCACUCAAGACUUGGCGACAAACCAACAACUAACCAGCUUUCUUCACCUCCUCUAGUCUAGUGUAAAACACACUGCAGUCAAUCGAACCUUUUUUCUUCAACAAAUGACAUAGGAGAAAACACAAUUCUCCAUCGUUGACUAUUCAGUGCUCGGACUUAUUGAAUCGGAUACUUAUUGAACUGAUCACCCAUUUCUACAGUGCCAGCUGAUCCAAGUUAAUAAUCCAAGUUUUUCUGCCACCAAACAUGGCCAGAAGCCUGUUGUACACCUGCCUCUUGCUAGCCUCCUUUUCCAUAACCAAAACAAAAGGUGAGAUAGUGUCCUCAUGUUUUGGUGUAAACAAGACAAUCAACUUUGACUGUGGUGUGGGCAACAUGGUACACAUCACCCGAACAUUCUAUGGCUUUAAUCCUAAUGGCCAAUGCCGCCUCAUUGAAGGGGAAGCAGGUGUUGAAUGUACUUUGGAUGAACAUGCAGAAUAUUCCUGUGUUGGACAGCAGUCAUGUAGCAUUAAUCUGCCAAGUGGGCAAUGGGGAGUGAGCAUAGCAGCUUGUGGUCAAAGGAGCAAUUACUUUCAAGUUGAAUAUACCUGUGUACCAGUUAGUUCAGUCACCAACAUUUGCAACCAGCAGAAAUUAACCGCACAGAGUGGCUACAUUAUGACCCCACGUUAUCCAUCUAAAUAUAUUGACCAGAAGGAAUGUUCGACAACAAUCCUGGUCCAUCCAUCGCAGAAGCUGAACCUACACAUAAUUGAGAUGGAUCUUGAGCCAAGAGGCCGCACAGACUGUGCUGAUCUUCUUUAUUUCAAUGACAAACUGCGCAGCAUAACGCUAUGUGGACAACGCACUAACAACAGCUACAGCAUGCACUCAAACUUCCUAACCAUUCAACUUCAAUCCAGCAGUGGUGGCCUCAGUAAAGGCUUUUGGCUUUAUUAUGAAGCUGUCCCACCACUUCCAACAUCCUUGACCCCUCCACCAGUAGCUCAACAAAAAGUAACAGCAGCAGAUGAAACACAAAAUGAUUCCUCUGAUGUUAAAGUUGGUGAACCCAAACAAAUCAAUGAAAGUGGCCAACAGUCUCUAUUUAUGACCACCCUUAAAACUCAGUCUCGUACUACAGUCCCCAUGUACUCUGUAUCUAAAAAUUCUGGAAAACAGUUGCCAUUUGCUGCCAUUGCUGGUGGAGUCAUUGGUACACUGAGCUUGAUACUUGUUCUUCUUUUGCUGUUAUUAUUCAUUAAAUGGUGCAAAGAAAGAAAAUACAACAAAGCUGAAAAGAUUCUGGAGAUAAGAAAUCCAGCAUUCCGAAGUAGCAACGACUUUCAUGAAAACCAAUCUAACAAUGGUUAUUACUGUUGAAGAGACCAUUCAACUGAAAGCUAUGAUGACUAUGAGGCACCAGAAGACAACUGUUAGCCAAUUAGAUUGACACCAGUUCAGUAACUGCACGGCUGUGAAACUUGGUAACCAAAGAAAAAACCUGAGCUGAAGCUGAACACGGCUAAAACAUCAACAGCCCCAACUCAUUUUCUCUCUCUACAGUCAGUUGAUACUUUAAGGAAAGCCAAGAGUAAUUUUAAGUUGGCUACAUACAAUUCAUGCAUAAACUUCAUAUAAGAGUUUUCCCCCCACUAAUGUACAAGGAAACUAUCCAGUUCCCCAGAAAUCUGGGUUGCCACAAACUCAUUUUUUUGUCAAGAGAAUUACAGCACUGCUUCAUGAAGGAGGAAGCAACAGCAGCAUUUCCACAUUCCAUUGCUGCACAUGGACUAUAAAGAUGUUUGUUGGAGGUCAUUUAGAAGAUAAGAAAAUGGCAAAAAGUGAAGUCUAAACUAUGGCCAGCAGCAGACAAGUGGAGAUAACCUACAUGUGUUAGAUUAUUUGCUUCAUGGUCUCUACAUUUUUGUAUAGGAUCAACCAAGCAUGGUAUUUAUUUAUUUUAAUGAUAAUUGUUGUCACUAUUUAUACUUUAAUUUAUUUGUAAAUAGUUUUAAAUAUUUUAAUUGCAUAAAUUAUAUUUGAUUUGUACAUUAAUUUCUACAUUGUUUUAUGAAAUCAAUAAAACGAUGCAGGGUAAGCAACAGAAAUUUUGAAUCAGAAUAUCAAUGAUUUUAAUUAGGCAUAAUCUAUAUUGAUGGUUGAUUUUUAAAAGCAGAUCUUAAUCAAAAAUGUUUUAUUAAAGAGUAAUGAAAAAACUAGUAGUAUAUAAAACAAUUGACAAUUAGAGUCAACAAAUGAUCUCACACAUUAUGUUUAUAGAGCAAAAUUGAUUAUUUUGUCUUAUUUCUUUUUGUACAAUACUGUAUAAAUGUUUUUUUGUUAAUCUUUUUCACCAAAUCUAGUCAUAUCAAAAAGAAAAUGUAUAAUGAAAAUCUUGUUUAUAUUCAUGUGGGAUAAUUUGACAUAUACAGUUUUGAAAUAUUUUGUUUGUUGCACAAUUUAUGCUGUGGGUUAGCUUCCACAAAUAAUCUCUACAAUUAGGGUAAGUAAAUGAUGUGGUAAAUAAUGUAUGAUAAGUGCUUGUUAAAAUAACAAAGAAAUGUGUAGGAACUGGGAAUAUCUUAACAUUGCUGUUUGAACCUGAAAUUG
Molecule: messenger RNA, 2632 nt
Organism: Physella acuta
Lineage: Eukaryota; Metazoa; Mollusca; Gastropoda; Physidae
Source: RefSeq, a predicted model, not a curated record